AUGUGGAAAAAACGUAAGAGAACAAAUGAAAACAAUAAUUUAUCGCCGAGGUUGAUAAGAUCGAGGACAAAAAGAUUUGCAAAUGAAUAUGGCUUAGGAUAUGAAUUCCACGAAACCAUUUCACAAGAAGUUACAGCUGAACCCAUGGAAUCGAUGCUUGUUCAAGGAUUCAAGCAGAAGUGGCCUUUAAAUUUAUGGCGACAGAUCGGAUUCACCGAUGACUUCGUGAAAUGCAUCAACCCUCACUGGAUGCAAUUUCCUCCACCCAAUCCCUCAUUAUAUUAUGGAAUCGGUGGUAUAUAUAUUGUGAUGGCAGUGAUGGGUUCCCUUGGCAACACGACCGUCAUAUUGAUGUAUUGUAGGUGCCGGACACUACGCACUCCGGGGAAUAUUUUAGUGGCUAAUCUUGCUCUAAGCGACUUUAUGAUGUUGGCCAAAACACCAAUUUUCAUUUUUAACUCAUUUUACCUCGGCCCAGCUUUAGGCAAGUCUGCUUGCGUGGUUUAUGGUUUUAUCGGUGGAUUGAGCGGCACAACGUCAAUCGCUACUCUUACUGCCAUUGCUUUGGACCGUUACUGGGCAGUGGUGUAUCCACUAGAGCCUCUGCGAGCGCUCACAGCUAUCCGGGCUCGCUUGCUAGCCGUCGGUGCCUGGUUCUACGCUGGAUUCUUUGCUAUGAUACCAGCUUUAGACAUUGGAUACGGUCACUAUGUUCCCGAAGGCUUCCUAACGAGCUGCAGCUUUGACUACCUGACUGACGAAAUCCCACCUCGCUAUUUUAUAUUCGCAUUCUUUUGCGCCGGGUGGCUGGUGCCACUUUGCAUAAUUUCAUUCUGCUAUACGCGUAUUCUGAGUAUUGUUGUUGGCAAAAGAAACAUGAAUUCAAAAAAUCAAGAGCAGCGUCUUUCAUCUAGACACGUCAAAGAACAAACGAAACGCAAAGCGGAACUUAAAUUAGCGGUCCUCGUUAUUGUAGUCAUUGCAUUAUUUUUUGUAUCUUGGACUCCGUAUGCUAUCAUUUCAUUACUGGGAAUUUUCGGUAAAAGGGACGUCAUAACUCCAAUAACUUCCAUGAUUCCUGCUUUAUUUUGUAAGACUGCUGCUUGUAUUAAUCCUUUCAUUUAUAUAAUUACACAUCCAAAAUUUAAAAAAGAACUCCAGAAACUAUUAUUUAGGGAUAAAUCUCGCCGUAUGACGGGAACUUUUAAAACUGCCGCUUGUACUGAAACAAGCAAAUUUCAUAGACAGAGUAAAAAUCUAAGCGAGACUGAUGUGGAAAUCAUAGAAAUGAAAGAUAUUCCUUACAAUGUUCCCAAUUCGAAAGAUAUUCCAAAUAUUGAGACCAUAUCGUCAAGAAUAUCAGAAAGAGAAGGUUCACAGAAGUCGAAAAGAAGCGUAAGCAUGAAAAGUUUUGAAGAGAGUGUCAUUACACCGCCGACUUGGUAUUCGAAACCAGAAUUUACUAAAAAAAAAAGUUUUCAUCGUCGAUUGACAAACACCUCCUUUGAUCUAUAA
This is a messenger RNA of Vanessa atalanta (red admiral), 1515 nucleotides long. RefSeq names its product opsin, ultraviolet-sensitive-like. Gene Ontology annotation, cellular component: membrane. The record is from RefSeq and is a predicted model, not a curated record. The transcript is spliced from 3 exons. Lineage: Eukaryota; Metazoa; Arthropoda; Insecta; Lepidoptera; Nymphalidae. Gene Ontology annotation, biological process: G protein-coupled receptor signaling pathway; visual perception. Gene Ontology annotation, molecular function: G protein-coupled receptor activity. The coding region runs from base 1 to 1515 and encodes 504 amino acids.